Molecule: messenger RNA, 501 nt
Organism: Adineta steineri
Lineage: Eukaryota; Metazoa; Rotifera; Eurotatoria; Adinetida; Adinetidae
Source: the annotation of a GenBank genome assembly
AUGUUGCUAUUAAGUAUUGUAUUAAUCGCUGUAUCUAUUGCUGGUCAAACAGGUCAAGAGACUUCUACUGCUGGUUCUACAGAUUUUCCAACGACUUCUUCAUAUGGUUAUACAGAUUAUCAAACAGCAUCAACAGAUAAUUGUACAGGAAGUGCAUCUAUCUGUACAGAACAACUUCCAUUUAAUAUAAGCAAUCCACCAGAUGUAUGGCUUGAUGCAAGAGUUAGUGUUCCAACAAUAGACUUACGUGUAGAUAAUAUUCAAGCUCGUUUAAAUCUUGAUCUACGUGUAACAUCACUUGUUAAUAUAACUGCUGGUGUAUCCGUUAGUAUUUCAUCUGUUGAAUUAAAAAUUCUCGGUGUUAGUGCUCAUGUUCAAUUGGCUGUGAAAUUUGAUAAAAUUGUCGAGAUUGUUAAUCGAACACUUGAAUCACUUGAUCUUAAUCCUCUUCUUGCAACAACGAUCAAAGGUGUUCAAAAUACAGUCAACAAUAUUGUCUAA